Mercenaria mercenaria is the source of this 3235-nucleotide messenger RNA. RefSeq lists its product as uncharacterized. Gene Ontology annotation, cellular component: nucleus. The record is from RefSeq and is a predicted model, not a curated record. The transcript has 3 exons. Gene Ontology annotation, molecular function: DNA binding. Lineage: Eukaryota; Metazoa; Mollusca; Bivalvia; Venerida; Veneridae. Bases 715 to 2631 code for a protein of 638 amino acids.
UUGAAACGAAUUUGCCCAUAACCCGAACGAAUUCGCCGCAAUGUUUGACGCGCAUGCGCUAAUAAUAACCGCUGUUCGUCGUUGUCCCGUACUUUUUCCGGGUUUCGGGUAUUUUGAUUCAACGACAGCUUUUAAUCAUCGUUCCUCGGUCUUUCUCACCCAGGCGCUGUCGUUGUUGACCUCUAGUCAAAGUUACAGAGCGGGAAAAUUCAAAUUCUUUAAUUUGCAAAACUUUGUUUGUUUAGAAUUUCAAGUGACGCUGGAUCCCUAUUAAUCGUAAGCUGUUUUUUUUAUUAUAUUAUUUUAAUAUCUUUAUGAAAAUUGAUUAUUUUUUCAUAUAUGUAAGAAAAAAGUUUACUAAAAUUAAAAUCUAUGUCAUAUAUGCGUUUGCCCAAGAAGCGGACAUCAUUCGCCGUUGAAGCGAACGGGUGUUCGUUUCAAGGGCUAAUGCAAAUUACAUGUUGACAUGUCAACUGUUUUGUGUUCUGGAAAAUACUGCGUAAAUUUCUAUGCACGUCUUGUUGUGAAUAUCAUCUAGAAUAUGCCAAUAUAGAUAAAUACCUUCUGAGCUUAAACCUAAAUAUGCAUUUGUUUAACGACUGCAUCUGUAAACGGACUUUACAGAACGCAAUUUCACUUCCUCUGUGUAAAAUGCUAUAAAUUACUUAAUAUAUUAAGAAAAUAAUUAGGUCUGCCAUACAUGUAACAUUUCAGAUGCCUUACUCUCAAGAGGCCUUAUAUAGUGCUGUGGAAGAAGUGAAGCAUGGGUCAUUAAGCUUACGAGGUGCUUCCAAAAAGUACAAGGUUCCUGUGACAACUUUACAUGAUCACAAGUCUGGAAAAGUCGCACCGGGAGCAAAGAAGGGCAAAGAUCCGCUAUUGCCUAUAGAUAAGGAGAAAGAUUUAAUAAAUUAUGCAAUGCAAAGAGGGGACAUGGGGAUUGGUUUUUCUAAGCAAACCUUUUUGCGUUUUACGGGAGAAUAUGCCGCUUCUGAAGGGGUAUAUUUUAAGGGCCGGGUAGCUUCUGAAAAAUGGUGGCGAGGGUUCAAGGUUCGUCACCCUUACUUUUCAUUAAGGACAGCAGAGUCUACGGCAACUGGCAGACACAUGUCAAUGACCCGCUCCCAUGUAAGUCAUUACUUUAGGGAAUUAAAGACAGUUUUGACUGAUAAUCAUAUCUUAGACAAUUCAUCAUCCAUUUGGAAUAUGGACGAAACGGGGCUAUCAUUGGCACCAAAACCCCCUAAAAUCAUUGCCCGUAAGGGUAGCAAGAUUGUACAUGCUAAAUCGUCCAACUCAAGAGAGAUGAUAACUAUAAUAGCAUGUGGAAAUGCAGCUGGGAGCAUCAUACCACCACAUGUUAUUGUCCCAGGCAAAACAAAGAGAGCACUGCACAGUUAUGACACUGGAAAUGCCCCUGCGGGCACACAGUGCAGCGUCUCUGACAGUGGAUGGACUAAACAGGGGAUUAGCGAGCUUUGGUUCACAGAAACGUUCCUACCAAACAUUGGGCCUCAAAGACCUCAAGUGCUGAUUGUUGACGGCCAUGAUUCACACCACCAUGUUGAACUCAUAGGAGUGGCCAGGAAGGAGGGAAUAGUAAUAGUUGAGCUGCCCAGUAAAACAAGUCACUUUACGCAGCCAUUUGACAGGUCUGUUUUUAAGUCUUUUAAGACGAGCUGGGGGAGACAUGUACAGGACUUUACUUCGCAAACAGGGGUAGCUGUAGGACACUCCCAGUUCUUUAGAAUUAUGACAAAGGCGUGGAACGAUGCCCUCACCAGUAACAAUGUGAAAGCUGGGUUUGAAGCUACUGGUAUCUGUCCUUUCAAUCCAGGCGUCAUACCUGACAUUGCCUACAGUCCAUCAGAACUGUAUGUAGCAACGCCCUUAGAUCAAUGUAAGGAAGAGUGUAAUACAGUGGAGCAAGUCCAUUCAAAUCCUUCCGUAGAAACCGCUGUUUUACCCACUGUUUGUGCUGCAAGCAGUAGUACAUGUACCGAAAAUGAUGUAAUUGUUUCAAUUGACAUAGAUGUACAUGAGAUGGACCAGGUUGUGGACCUACCUGUUUGUUUAGAUGAGAAUGGCAUGAUCAAGGUUCUUGAAGAGCAGUUAGGUCCACAGCAAGGUCCUGACCAAAGUCCUCAGCCAUCUGCUUCUAAGCCUGAGUGCAAUUCGUCAACACUUCCCGAUCAAACUAGCAAUCUAAGGGAGUGCGAUGCAGCACUCGCUUUAUCUGUGGUCGAAUCAGCAAUAACUGAUGAGAAAAUAAACCUGUAUAACAAUACAUACCAAUCAGGCAGCACACUAAACGACUCCAUGUACGAAACCUGGAAAAUGUAUAAAGAACAAAUAUCCCCAAGGCCCAUAACAGUACCUAUUAUCCCUGACAACCCCAUGCUUGUUCUACCUAAACAACAAUAUAAAAAGCCAAUAAAAAAGAAUAAAUACUUUGUAGUUACUUCUGAUGAAUGUUUUAAAGCAAAACUGGAAGAAAAAGUAAAAAGGGAAAAGAAAAUCUCUGAUGCAGAAGACAGGAAACAUCAAAGACAAUUAAAAAGAGAAAACAGAGAAAAGGCCGCGGGGAAAAAAAUAAAAAAAGAGAAAGUUUGUCUAAAGGAGCAAAUUUGAUUUAUUGAUUGAAACAGACAGACUAGUUCUUUUACAUGUUAUAAGAAGGUCUAGAAAAAUGUUUUACUUUUAAUUUGUAAACAUUCAGUUUCUUCAGAGUAUUGAUGGUAUAAAAUGUUGUCUCUAGUUUGUAUUUUGUUUUAUGUCAUCCACUAUGUCUUGUAAUAUCUUUAACUCAGUUUCAGACACAUACGCAGCAAUAUAUUUCACAAGAAAAACAUGACUCCUUAUAACAAUUUCUUCACAAUCUCCAGCAAGUGAACGCAUUUCCCAUUCCUGCAGUUGAUGUAUCACCGUCUUUGUUAUGGCAUGAGAUCUUGAACAUAAUGUUUUGAUGAUAACAUGUAAGGUGAAUAAAGAGUCAUGAUCGAAAUGCGUUUCAUGCCAGAAGAGGUUAUCCAAAAGUUGAUGCGCUACCCACUCGUACUCCUUUCUUCUUCCAUGCAUCUCCAACUGAGCAGGACUUUGAUUAUAUUUGCCAUAACCUUAACAAGAUCUAAACGUUUCUGAUGUAAGGAAAAGUUGCAUACUUGCAAAUACAAUAACAACAUCAUCAACAUUAACCUAAGCUGAAGUAUACAAUCAAAUUCACCUCUUGAGAACA